CAUGUGUGAGCGUGCCUGUGUGUGUGUGCAUAUUUGAAAUUAUGUUUGCAUAAAGCGAAGCAAAUUUAUUUGCAUUUUUUAUGCCCAUGUAGCCGCUCUCCACCUGUACAGCACCACAUACCACUCACACACACACACACAGAGAGAGAGAAUUUACGUGUUACAUUUACAUUUGCCACUUGGCACAGUGAGUGAAGAACAAAAGCGGAAGAGCAACCGACACAAAAUGGAGUCCAGCCCAAUGAAAUGCACACCGCUCAUCUUGUGCCUCAUCAUUGGCAUCCUGCAUCUCCAGGGAAUCGAGGCGCACGAGCACAGCGACGGCUACAGACCAGAUGGUGACAUUCUGCGCGUUCUGGUCAACAACUCGGCGCAAAUCAAGUGCGAUGUCAGCUCCAACUUGCCGGACGACAAGGUGCUGCUCGUCGUUUGGUACAAGAACAAUUUGCCCAUCUACAGCUAUGACACCCGGGGCGCCCACGCGGGCACGCCCUCGCACUGGAGAGAUGAGGAGGUACUCGAGGAUCGCGCCGUCUUUCGCACGCACAAGGAGCCCGCGGAACUGAUUAUAAGUCCGGUCAAGGAAAAGGAUGCGGGCAACUUUCGCUGUCGCGUGGACUUCAAGCUGUCGCAAACCAGGAACAGCAACGUCAACUUGGAAGUCGUGGUGCCCCCGCAUCAGCCGAACAUUUACAAUGAGCGUCGCAUGCGCAUCGAUUCCCGAGCAGGACCCUACGAGGAGGGCGGCAGCCUGGAGGUAACCUGCGUUGUCUAUGGCGGCUCGCCGCCGCCGACUGUCACCUGGCUGAUGAAUGGACAGCUGCAGAAUAGCGUCGUCGAUUACACAUACGACGGCACCAUCAACAGCAAAUUGGUGGUGCGGAACUUGUCACGCAUCCACCAGCAUGCGGUCUACACGUGCCAGGCGAGCAAUUUCCACAAGAAGCAUGUGGCCACCAAUAUAACGAUUGAGCUCUAUUUGCGUCCACUUCUGGUAGAAAUCAGCUUCAACAAUCAGCCCAUGUCAGCUGACCGUAAAUACGAGAUUGAGUGCCAGGCAAUCGGAUCAAGGCCGCCGGCAAAAAUUACCUGGUGGAUGGGCAAUUUGGAGAUGCACGGCCACAGCCAGAAGGUCACCGAGGAUGGCAAUGCCAGCACCUCCAUUCUCUCCAUCACCCCAACGCGGGAGGACCACGGCAAAGCGUUGUCAUGUCGCGCCACCAACGAGCUGGUGCGCAACGGCAUACGAGAGACGGCCAUGAAACUGAAUGUCUUCUUUAUACCCACCUUGCAGCUGGACCUGGGCUCGAACCUAAAUCCGGAGGAUAUCGAGGAAGGCGAUGAUGUUUAUUUCGAGUGUAAAGUGCAUGCAAAUCCCGCCGCUUAUAAAGUUGUCUGGAAGCAUAAUAAUCAAAUCAUCCAGCAUAAUCAGCGGGCCGGCGUCAUUGUGAGCAGCGGAGAUCUGGCGCUGCAGGGCGUGACCCGUCACCAGGCUGGGAACUACACGUGCACCGCCUCCAAUGUGGAAGGAGACGGCGACUCGAACAUAGUCGAGCUGAAAGUGAUGUAUAAACCAAUUUGCCGGCCCGAUCAAAAGAAAAUCUAUGGCGUAGCCCGCAGCGAGUCGGCCGAAAUCGUUUGCGAAGUGGACGCCUUUCCGCCACCCGAGAACUUCAAGUGGUCCUUCAACAACACCGCGGAGACCUUCGAUAUGCCGCAAAGCGGCUUCCGGCCCCACUCAGCCCAGGGCUCCACGCUUACCUACACUCCAGUCAAGGAAAUGGACUUUGGCACCAUCAUGUGCUGGGCGGACAACAAUGUAGGCCAACAAAAGGAGCCCUGUGUGUUCCAUUUGAUAGCGGCGGGCAAGCCGGAAGCGCCCACCAAUUGUACCGUGGUCAAUCAAACGUCCGACUCAUUGGAGGUCUACUGUCUCGAAGGCUUUGAUGGUGGCAUGCGUCAAUGGUUCAUGAUGGAAAUCUAUGAUCAACACAAUGGCAUGCUGCAGGCCAACAUCAGCGCCAAGUUCGCCGUGUUCAGUGUGAGCGGCCUGGAUGCGGGUCGUCUCUUUCGAAUCUAUAUCUACGCUGCCAAUGGACGCGGCCGCAGUGAAGCCGUGCCCUUGGAUGGCUACACUCUGAAGGCUGCCGAGAAGCAAACUGUUGCAUUGACCUCGUACAAGGGCAGCGCCCAGGGCCCCAACAGCUUCGAGCUGACGCCCAUCCUAUCCAUUGGCAUAUUUGUGGGCAUUCUGGUGGCUCUGGUCUGCAUUGGAAUCGGCACCGUCGCCGCGCUGAAGCUGCGCUCGCACAAGCAUCAGCAGCAGCAGAAGUUCGCACACUCGAAUGCGAAAUUCUCACGUCCGGGCAAUUUGCAAAUUAAGGAUAAGAUCUCAUUGCCAUUGAGCCACUCCGAGGAGAUGUACGACGAGAAGAAUCCCGAUGUCGUGCCCUACAACGAGGUUGAUGGCGAAUAUAAACAAAAAUCAGCAACACAAACGCCAUCGGGACAUCUUUCAACAACCAGCGAGGUGGAAAUCAGCUGCAAGCCAGGCGCCACAGCCGGCGUGAGCGCCAGCGUCGCCGCCUCCUGCUCGACGGACAGCGGCGCCUAUCAGAGCAGCAAGGACGACGAGCUGCACUAUGCGGAACUUGCGCUGAACACCGCCAGCACCUCCAAGAAGAACCAGCCCGCUUUGACAACCCAGCAGCAGCAGCAACCGCCACAGCAAUCGCAGUCACAGUCACAGUCGCAGUCGCAGCCAGUCGUGGGUGGCACCUUGCCACAUGGCUCCAGUAUGCGCAAGCUGUUGCCCAACAUACCGGCCACGGCCACGCUGCAGCGCCACAAGCCGAAUGCGGGCGGGCUGCAGCAUCCGCACCAGCAUGCACCGGCGCACUCGUACGACUAUUUCGAGGAGCCCACGAUAUAUGCACAGAUAGAUGCAUAUAAGACGCGGGCCGGGGCAAUGGCGGUCAUGCAGGUGGACACGGCGGCCGGGUCGGCGUUUGGGCAGUGCGUCUCAUCGCCAGGAUCGCAGGGGACGCCCUCGACCGUGUCUCCGGGCACGGUGCAAAUGUAUACGCUGCCCUCGCAUCCCGGCGGCUAUCACACCCUGCCGCACAAUCACCAGCAGCAGCAGCAGCCGCCGCACAGCUCCUCCUCCAUGAUGCAAAUGAUGCAUCAACAGUUGCAUCAUCAUCCAGCUGGCAACAUGCCCAUGCCGCCCUCCUACCAGCAACACCAACAGCAGCAACAGCAGCAGCAGCAACAACAACAACAGCAGCAACAGCAACUGGCACAUGGCCAAAUGCUCGUCUCGAGCAAUAGCAGCGGACUGGCCUCCACGGCAGCCAUCGCCAGUCCCAGCAGCUCCCUCUCCGGGCUGUCCGGCGUGGGCAAGUCCUACUCACGCGAAAUUGUUACGGUGCGGACACCGUUGAUGUUCUCGCAGCAGGAGAGCUGCGUCUAAGCGAGGAGAGC
This is a messenger RNA of Drosophila navojoa, 3483 nucleotides long. It is a transcript of the gene side-VI, whose product is annotated as sidestep VI transmembrane protein. Gene Ontology annotation, molecular function: protein binding. NCBI's taxonomy places the organism in Eukaryota, Metazoa, Arthropoda, Insecta, Diptera, Drosophilidae. The record is from RefSeq and is a predicted model, not a curated record.